Molecule: messenger RNA, 1459 nt
Organism: Fragaria vesca subsp. vesca
Lineage: Eukaryota; Viridiplantae; Streptophyta; Magnoliopsida; Rosales; Rosaceae
Product: programmed cell death 6-interacting protein-like
Exons: 6
Coding region: 225-1364 (379 amino acids)
Source: RefSeq, a predicted model, not a curated record
CCCCAAACAGAAACCCGUUUAGCUUUCAAUAACCAGAGAGACGAUGAUAUACACUUUCCAAGUUCCUCAAGCUUAUAUACUCUCUCUAUCUCUCUUCUGAUUUCAACUGGGUUUUAUUUUUAAUUAUACUUGGGACUUGUGGGUUUUGAAGAUUGUAUGAUUAUCCAAGAGCUAGCUCUGUAGGGUUUAAGGGAUUCUUCUGGGUUUUGCUUACAUUAGCGAAGAUGAUGCUUCAGUUUCGAGACCCAGCAAAUCUUAAGACCAAGAAGAUUGUGUUUGAAGAGGCAUAUGUUGCUCGUGAUUCUGCAACACUUGAACAGCUGAAAGAGUUGAGCUCUAAGCGCAGGAUUCUCGUGGAGUCUACUAAUAAGAGCAGUCCCAUUACUAAGGCCAUUGCAAGGGAAAUGUCUGGAGGGUUAACUUCACAGUCUGAACAGGUUCUUCAAAAACUAGAACUGUAUCUUCCUGUGUUGGAAAAUUUGCUCUUUCACAUUGAUUCAGUCAGCAGCAACGGACAGAUAGUUCAGUGGACUUCAGAACUUAAGAUACAAUGGACUAGUGCUCUUAGUUCAUCGUCCUUCUUUAAGUUUGGAGGUUCUAAAUAUUUUCAAAUGGAUAACUUGCGAUUUGAGAUUGUUAUGACUCUUUUCCUCUAUGGCGCAAUCCUUCGGGAGAGAGCAUCAGAAGUUCUUCCAUCAGAUGUUUUGCAAUCCGUGACCCUUUUCAGAGAAGCUGCUGGUGUUUAUUACUGUCUUGCUCAUGAGGUCCUUCCUUCUCUACAGCCUUCAGUCCCUGUGGAAAAGCCACCAGAAGUUGUCCCAUCUGUGUCCACUGUCAUAAGCCUUAUUUGUUUGGCUGAGGCCCAGGCAGUAACAAUAAAGAGGGCUGAAGAAAAAGGUACCAGUUUUGGUCUUUUGGCAAAGCUUCACUAUGGUAUUGUAGAGUUGCUUGAUGAAGCCACAGAUUCUUUACAUACAGCUUCCAUGGAAUGCAAAGAUAUCUCUUCGUUCUUAGUGGAAUUCAUCACAUCUUGCAAAGUGUUACAUGAGUUAAAAAGUCAGAAAUACUUGGCUGAAAGCCUGAAGAAUGAUGGCCAAUUCGGGGUUGCUGUUGGACUCCUUCGACGUGCACUGAUCAAUGCGAAAAGGAAAAUACCAAGUGAACAAUCUUGGAAAUCUGUUAUCAAGAAGGAAAUCGAUAAUUUUGCCGAAUUACUCAGGAAGCAUGAACAUGAAAAUGAAUUUGUGUGGCAUGAGAAAGUCCCCUCUGGUGAUGAGUUGCCAAAACCAGAUGGUAACAAAAUCGCCAGUAUUAUACCUUACAUUCCCAAAAGAUGGGAAAGAGAACUUGCUUUCAAGAUAUAAAUGUAAGAAGAAAAAAACUAAUCGUAAAGUGUUCUUGGCCUCCUUAGGCCCUCAGACGAAACAAAAGCAAAUUAAGAUCAAUGGCUUCCUCAUUC